This is a messenger RNA of Macadamia integrifolia, 2531 nucleotides long. Its product is annotated as alpha-dioxygenase 1-like. Lineage: Eukaryota; Viridiplantae; Streptophyta; Magnoliopsida; Proteales; Proteaceae. Bases 105 to 2027 code for a protein of 640 amino acids. Gene Ontology annotation, biological process: response to oxidative stress. Gene Ontology annotation, molecular function: heme binding; oxidoreductase activity, acting on single donors with incorporation of molecular oxygen, incorporation of two atoms of oxygen; peroxidase activity. The transcript is spliced from 8 exons. The record is from RefSeq and is a predicted model, not a curated record.
CCUGCCUUGUUCAGUGUUCUCCCAUAUAUAUAUAAACCUAUGCAAUAUUUAAGAGGAAGGGAAAAACAAAUAUUAGAGAAGAAACAAGCUAGAUAUCUCCAACAAUGGCAUUUCUGCAGACUCUCCUGGCUGCACCAUUCUAUCAUUUCAUCCACCAGGACUUCCAUGGACUUGUCUCUAGAAUGACAUUCUUUGAUAAACUUCUUUUCCUGAUAAUGCACAGCGUUGAUAAAUUGGGGAUAUGGCAUAGGUUACCGGUGUUGUUGGGGAUUAUAUAUCUGCUCAUUCGGAGACACCUUCACCAACAAUACAACCUCAUUAACGUCGGCGGCACGCCGGUUGGGGUUCGAUUUAAUCCGGUUGAUUACCCUUAUAGGACAGCAGAUGGGACUUAUAAUGAUCCUUUCAACGAAGAUGCAGGUGGUGAGGGUACCUUCUUUGGCCGCAAUAUUCCUCCCGUUGAUCAGAAGCAUGAGCUACUGCAGCCAGAUCCAAUGGUGGUUGCCACGAAGCUUCUAACCCGUAGGAAGUACAUAGAGACUCCCAACAAGCAAUUCAACAUGAUCGCGGCUUCUUGGAUUCAGUUCAUGAUACAUGAUUGGGUUGAUCACUUGGAAGACACCAACCAGGUAGAGCUUACAGCACCGAGGGAAGUACCGAGCCAAUGCCCACUCAAAGCAUUCAGAUUCUAUAAAACUAAGGAAGUCCCAACUGGUUUCUACGAGAUCAAGACUGGUACACUAAACAUCCGAACACCUUGGUGGGAUGGAAGCUCUAUUUAUGGGAGCAACGCAAAAGUGAUGGGGAAAGUGAGAACCUACAAAGAUGGGAAGCUCAAGAUAUCUAAGGAGGACCGCCUUCUCCUGCAUGACGAAAAUGGGAUAGCCAUAUCCGGCGACGUGCGCAACAACUGGGCAGGUGUGUCCACCUUGCAAGCCCUUUUCGUGAAGGAACACAAUGCAGUGUGUGACGCCCUGAAGAAGGAAUACCAUGACCUUGAAGACGAAGACCUCUACCGCCAUGCAAGACUCAUCACUUCCGCCGUCAUCGCCAAGAUCCACACUAUCGAUUGGACCGUCGAACUCCUUAAGACAGAUACAAUGCUCGGAGCUAUGCGGGGCAAUUGGUAUGGGAUAUUGGGGAAGAAGUUCAAGGAUACAUUUGGGCACGUAGGAGGAGUAAUCUUGGGAGGUCUGGUGGGUUUAAAGAAGCCCGAGAAUCACGGGGUUCCAUAUUCUCUGACUGAGGAGUUCGUCAGUGUAUAUAGGAUGCAUUCUCUUCUACCAGACAACCUUCUCCUUCGGGAUCUUUCUGCUUCUCCGGGACCCAACAAAUCACCACCCUUGUUCAAAGAGGUUCCAAUGAAGAAUCUGAUCGGUAUUAUGGGAGAGAAAACUCUAUCAGAGAUUGGAUUUGAAAGGCAAAUGGUUUCCAUGGGACAUCAAGCAUGUGGCGCUUUGAAGCUUUUUAACUAUCCAAUGUGGCUGAGGGAUCUCAUUCCCCAAAACCCAGAUGGCACUGACAGACCUGACCAUGUUGAUCUCCCAGCUCUUGAACUUUAUAGGGACAGGGAGAGGAAAGUUGCAAGGUACAACGAGCUCCGCAGGGGAAUGAUGUUAAUUCCAAUAUCUAAAUGGGAACAUCUAACGGAUGACGUUGAAGCUAUUCGAACACUGCACGAAGUGUACGGUGACAAUGUUGAGAAGCUAGAUUUACUGGUGGGUCUCAUGGCUGAGAAGAAGAUCAAGGGAUUCGCCAUCAGUGAGACGGCAUUUGUCAUUUUCCUCAUCAUGGCUACCAGGAGGUUAGAAGCAGAUCGGUUCUUCACAAGCUACUUCAACGAGGAGACGUACACCAAGAAGGGUAUAGAAUGGGUGAACACUACAGAGAGCCUUCGAGAUGUCAUACACCGCCACUACCCGGAGAUCACAGACAAGUGGAUGAACUCCACUAGUGCCUUCUCUGUUUGGGACAAGCCUCCCAACCCUCGUAAUCUCAUCCCUCUCUAUCUUCGCAUUCCCCACUGAGCCCUAAGCUUUCAAUAUCUCACAUCUGUGUAACUAUGUUUUUCAUAUGUAUCUUUCUUCCUUAUAGUUUUUUUUAAUUUAUAGGGCCUUAAGAAAUAUCUCACAUCUAUGUUUAUGUGUCUUUCUUCCUUCUAUUUUUCAUUUUAUGUCCUUAAAUAUGUGGCAAUAAAUAGAAACAAUGUCUUAGUAUUAUGUUAUGUUAUAAUUCUUGGUUCUCUCUCAUCUGGAAAUCCAAAAUACAGCCACGUCAAGCAGCUGUUGGAUGGAAAUUAGCUCAGAAUAGAUUACCGACAGAUGUAGAAGUGUGUAGGUGUGGCGUGAUGGUGACUUCUAGAUGUUAUCUUUGUGGUCUAGCAGAAGAAUUUACUAUUCAUCUAUUCCUUCAAUGUGAGCAUGUCAAAGCUAUGUGGAAUCGAUUUUGUGAUUUAUCUGGCAUUCCCUGGCCUUCUUUUGAUAGGAUGGAUGAUCUCUUCUCUUAGUGGAAACAAAAAGCUAAGUUUAUUA